Molecule: messenger RNA, 3571 nt
Organism: Hymenoscyphus albidus
Lineage: Eukaryota; Fungi; Ascomycota; Leotiomycetes; Helotiales; Helotiaceae
Source: the annotation of a GenBank genome assembly
AUGGAGACGUGUCGGACGCAUUUCCUACGAUUAUCGACCCUACUACCCCCCCCUACGGAUCCCGUCGAUGAUGCUACGGAUAGAGCGGCGCCUGAUACGGACCCUUUACCGCCUGUCAACACCCAGUCUAUGGUCCCCAAUCUCCACAUUACGACGACCGAGGCGGACUUGAUCCGUGGUGAGCUUACGGGCCGUAACGCGCAACCUCAAGGAAUCCCCGCCCCGUCCAUCCGUACAACGCCGUUAGACGAGGCGUCAGGGAACGAGCGGAUCUUCACGAUGGCCUUCCCCACGCUCUAUCCUACGGGCCGCGCAGACUUCAACAGCCCCCGUGUACGGUCCGUAUCCCUUAGCGACUACGACCGUCACCUCCUCUGCUAUCACGACGGCCGUUUCGGACGCCAUCCAUGGUGGCGGUUCUUGGUUUUUAACAUCCUGAUGCGGCGGAAUGCAGCGAGCGCAGCCCGUUUCUACGUGUCUAAAGCGUCCGGCUUGAAAGAUCUCACCCGCGAAGAGCUUGCGGCCGCGUUGCAGGAUGAUACGCAGCUCGUCGAUCAGAUCGUCCGUCGAGGGUCCGAUUUAACAGGCACUCGCCCGUUUUGGCGUAACAAGAGCAAUAGCUUAACCGCGCAGGCCCGUUUCCUCUCGCAAGAUACGUCCCCAGUUUUUGUCACUUUUAGCGCAGCAGAUAUACAGUGGCAAGAUCUCCACCGCCACUUUACGGGCUGGGAAGGCGUAGUAGGUGCUACCGAUACGGUCCGUUACCAGUUUAUCUGGAAAGGGAUUCAAGACAACCCGCAUAUCGUGGCACACUACCUCCAGAUCCGUUUCCGGACGUUUGUACAGACAGUGUUACGGCCGCUCCUGAAGUUUACGGAUCAUUGGGACCGUUUUGAGUGGCAGGCGCGUGGGUCAGGCCACCUCCACUGCCUGCUGUGGAUCCCACCCGCGCCCUCUCUCGAUCAAGAGUCAGAUACGGCCCGCGAAGCCUUCGCUGGGUAUUGGGGCGAGCUGAUUACAGCUUGGAAUCCCGACCCGUUACGGCGCCCUGACCUCCGUAAUCCAGCAUCGCUGCACCCUACGGACGUCGCGAAUACUUCUGAUCAAUUCAAGGCCUUGGUGAACCGGCUCCAGAAGCACUCCAAUUGUACUACGAGCUACUGUCUACGGACGAAUAAAGAGACGAAGCAGUCGAGUUGCCGGUUCUUCUUUCCGCGGCCUCUCUUCGCGGGUGCGACGAUCACCCGUGCCAUUAAUCCGAAGGCGUGGCUGUUCUCGCCGGCCCGUAACGACCAGUUUUUGAAUCAGUGCGCUCCCGCAAUCACUAUGGGUUUGUGGAUAACGUCCGUAAAGAGUAUAUAGCUAACAUAUCUAAGGCUGGCUUGCGAAUACAGAUAUCCAACCGCCGACGAGCCUCCACGCCGUCCUGUCGUAUAUCGAGAAGUACGUCUCAAAGCCCGAAAAGUCGUCCGUAUCGUACGUAGAACUUCAAGCUCAAGUGUUACCGUACGUCCACGACCGUGUACCCUUGCUGUCGUUCGCGUCCAAGAUCUUAAAUAAGCUUAUUGGAGAGCGUGACUGGUCGGCACAAGAAGUGUGCCAUAUCCUCCUCCAAGUUCCCGUCCAAGAUUCGUCGCGGAUGCUCGUAAGCCUCGACUGUCGUCCGCCAAAGGAGCAGCAAGAGCUCAUUAUCCUAGAGUCGGGGAGCGUAACGGCUGGCCGUUCUGUCUUACGGAGGUACUGUGACCGCCUUACGGACGCCCCGGUUAGUCGAGCUCUCUUAACCCUCUCUCUGCACGAGUGGUUACGGACGUGGGACUGGGCACAGUGGAGGCCGCGCCCGCGAGCCCAGCCGCGCGUGAUCAACUACUACCCACGGUACUCAAGCGAUCCAACCGCUCCGUCCUAUACGGACCACUGCCGGGUGAAGCUCAUGCUCCACCACCCGUUUGUCGUGUGCGAGGACUUACUUACGGUCGACGGAAUCGAGUACGGGUCGUUUACGGACGCGUUUUAUAUCUGUCGUACGUCUCAUAACCACCCGUUAGACUUCUAUACAGAUCCGCCACGAGCGGGCGACCACGUAAGCGAGGAAGAGAGCGAGGAAGAAGAACGAGACACGGAUGGAAUAGAGCAACCCCUUGCGGACUUUGAAGCGUUUGCUCGCCGGCGGCCAGGCCGCGAACUAGACUUUACGGACCCGUUAGAUACGUUAGGCGCCCGCGAGUUCGACCGUUCGUAUGACUGGUCCAUUCAUAGCGGCCGUUGGAUUGUUGUACCGGAAGUGUGGAAUCAAAUGAAAGCCGAUCACUUAAUUACGCAAGCCGUAAUAGUCGAUUCGUGUCCGUUGCCGCUAAACCACGAGCAGAGGAAGCUAUGCGACACUGUAGUGAACCACUAUACGGCUGAGUUGAGCCGUCACGGACCGUUGCCCCCCCCCUUGCUACUGAACGUCGACGGUGUAGCUGGUUCGGGCAAGACGUUUACUCUUUUAAAAGCUUGUGCCCGCUUACAAGAACUUGCCACAGACGCCGGACUCUCUAAUCCAGUCUUACGGGCCGCUCCUACAGAUAUUGCGGCCUUCAAUUUCACCAGCAAGACACUCCAUAGCUUAUUACGGCUACCCGUAAAAGGGAAAACGGCCAACUUAUCGGCCGGGACCCUCCAAGCCUUACAAGCUCUCUUCGCCGCCUGUCGGUUCCUUAUUAUCGACGAGAAGUCCAUGAUCGAUCUAAAGAUGCUCUCUUUAAUCGAUACUCGUCUACGGGCGAUCUAUCCGUACAACGAUCAGCCGUUCGGCGGGGUGAGUAUCUUACUUUGCGGGGACUUUUACCAGCUGCCACCCGUUGGCGGGCACCCGUUAUACUCUUGACGGCCGCAACAUAUCGACGCAAUUAGAGGAUCGUGCUUAUACCAGGCGUUCGAUCAAACGGUCCGUUUAGUAGACGUGAUGCGGCAACAAGGAGAAGACGAUAUCGCAGUUCGUUUUCGAGCCGCGCUAAGUCAGUUACGGACCGCAACCCUCUCGCAAGCGAGCUGGGAACUACUUUGUACCCGUACGGCUAAUCAGCUCUCUCCGGACGAGGUUUGCGGAUUUGACGAUGCGUUGCGGCUCUACUAUACGACGGCGGAAGUACGAGAGACAAACUACAACCGUCUCGCGGCUAUAAAUCAACCCGUAAAGAAGCUUACGGCCGAGCACAAAGGCCGCGGUGCGCCCGCCGCAACCGAAGAAGAAGCAGAUAACUUAUCCGCGGAGAUCUACGCCUGUAUCGGUGCCCGUAUCAUGCUUACGACUAACCUUUGGACUGAGAUUGGGCUUGUAAACGGAUCAAUGGGUGUAAUUGAAGACGUAUCGUGGGAUUACGGACGGCAAACGGACCAGCUGCCGUCCGUAAUCUUAAUACGGUUCGAUAGCUAUACAGGUCCUAGCUUUCCCGGUUGCCCUAUAGGUACCGUGCCAGUCUUCCCUCAAACACGGCAGUUUGACUGUAAAGGUAUAGUUUGUUCACGGACGCAGUUCCGUUACGGCUUGGAUAUGCGAUUACGGUCCAUAAAAGUCAAGGCUUAA